Molecule: messenger RNA, 370 nt
Organism: Symbiodinium pilosum
Lineage: Eukaryota; Dinophyceae; Suessiales; Symbiodiniaceae
Source: the annotation of a GenBank genome assembly
GUACAAGCUCGAGGUUUGUCCGGAGGCAGCAACAGCACUGGAAAGCAUGGGACAGCGGGGUGUCGUCGCCAUUGCCCUGUGCGGAACCUGUCAGAGCGGAAAGACGUAUCUGGCAAACCAUCUGCUGGACCGUCCGCAGCAAGGUUUGCCAGUACUUCAGGUUGGAGGAAGCCUGUGGUCAACCACACGAACGGAAGGUGUCUGGCUAUGGGCAGGUGGAGCAGAUAAAGAUGACAGGAGCCCUGUUAUUCUGCUCCUGGACUGCGAGGGCUUCGGUGGCGCCGGUGCAUCCGUGACCGACAACAGCUGUCAUGGCGCCUCCAGGGACAUGCAGCUCCUGGCUCUGUGCUGGUUGCUUUCCUCCGCAGUG